Molecule: messenger RNA, 1137 nt
Organism: Talaromyces rugulosus
Lineage: Eukaryota; Fungi; Ascomycota; Eurotiomycetes; Eurotiales; Trichocomaceae
Exons: 4
Coding region: 1-1137 (378 amino acids)
Biological process (GO): regulation of DNA-templated transcription
Molecular function (GO): zinc ion binding; DNA-binding transcription factor activity, RNA polymerase II-specific
Source: RefSeq, a predicted model, not a curated record
AUGUCAAAUCCCACCAACCAGGGCAACCAUCCACCUCAUUCGUGGUCCGGCGACAACAACGGCAAUCCUCCUCAACCGCAUUGGAACCCCGAAGAUAGUAACCGUCCUCCAUCGGCGCGUCCACAAUCCACCUAUUCUCACUCCAACUACCCGAGUUAUCCUCCAUCGCAUCCGUCUUCAUAUCCUCCGCCAUCUUACCCUCCGUCAGGCUAUCCUCAACAACCGCCUCCUCCACCCGGCAUGGCCGCCGUCCAUUCUUCCGUACAAGGCGCCCAAGAUCCUUACAAUCGUCUCCCUCCUCCGCCGCCUGGCCCAUAUCCACGGCCCGACAUGUACGCCCAACCACCACCCCAAGUAGUCUACCAGGCUGCUGCCCCCAGGCAGCGCACCGCAAUUGCCUGUCGCUAUUGCCGUCGCCGGAAGAUUCGCUGCUCUGGCUUUGAAAGCUCCCCCGAUGGACGCUGCACCAAUUGCGUUCGCUUCAACCAGGAAUGCAUGUUCACUCCGGUUUCCUCCCAAGCCCAGGCUUUCGUUCCUGCCCACGCUGCAUACCCCCAUCUUCGCAAUUCGGGGCCUCAACCUCGCGGCCGUGGCUAUCCCGGAGACGGAGUCAUGCUGUAUGGCGCUCACGGCCAGCCUCUUCCGCCACAACAACAACCAAUGUCGGACUCGACCUUGCCUCCACCACAGGGGGCUUACUACCAGCCUGGUCCCUAUGGCCGCCCUCACCUAGAUGAGAGGGCCCCACCGCCUUCACUACCACCGCAUCAUAUGCCUCACGACCAGCGCCAACAGGGAGGACGACGCGGCUCUGGCGGAGGUUUCGACUAUCCUGAACCCGUCAAUCUUGCUCCAGUCUCGAGUGGAGCGGCAGUACCGGGAUAUGCCUCCACCUCGUACUAUCAUCCCCCUGGUCAUGAGAGGCGUCCUUCUCCGCAAUCCUUUGCAGGAUCUCCUCACAGUGCUGGUUUCCCACCAAUUCCCGCUCAUGGAACUCCGCCACCAGCUUCAACGCCAAGCGCUCCCCGUGGUGGACUGAAUGUUCGUGACAUCUUGAACAAUCCCACCGACCAAAGCAACGGAGGCCGCUCAAGUACCGACAGCGACAUGCUCAACCAACUGAACCGCAAGGUUUAA